Molecule: messenger RNA, 1197 nt
Organism: Scheffersomyces coipomensis
Lineage: Eukaryota; Fungi; Ascomycota; Pichiomycetes; Serinales; Debaryomycetaceae
Exons: 1
Coding region: 1-1197 (398 amino acids)
Biological process (GO): poly(A)+ mRNA export from nucleus
Cellular component (GO): nucleus
Source: RefSeq, a predicted model, not a curated record
AUGUCUGACGUUGACAAUCAAGAGAAUGAUAUGGAUCAGUUCAUCGCUGAUGACAAUGAAGAUCAAAAUGAAGAACAAGAAGAAGUCCAACAAGAUCAAAAUGAAGAACCAGAACCAGAACAAGAACAAGAGCAAGGUGAGCAACAGGAGGAUGAUUACGAUGAAGAAGAAGAAGACGAUGUAUAUACUAUUCAAUCUCAUAAGAUAAGUGAUGGAAGUCAAAUAAAAACCACCAAGAAGAAAGUGAUCAGAAAGAGUACUAAUCGAUUACCUGGUGCUGAAGAAGCCCGAGACAUUGUUUAUAAUGACCGUCAUGAUGAAUAUGCUGAUAUUGAUCCUCAUACUAGAAAGAGAUUGGCAUUAGAAGAAAAGAUGGAUCAAGCCAUCAAGCAGAAAUCUACUAGACGUAGAAAAGCUGAUGAAGAUGAUUUAGAAAGAAUGCAAGAUGAUAAGAUUGAUAUGUUAAAGGAUCAAAUGAUUAAAGCUGCCAAUGCCGAUGUUGAAAAGAAUUCUCAAGGUCAAAUUGCUACUGAUAAAUUAAAAUUAUUAAAGGUUGUUACUGAUGUAUUAGCUCGAGCUGAUUUAGCUGAAUCCAUUUUAGAUAAUAAUUUAUUAGAAGCAGUAAGAUUAUGGUUAGAGCCAUUACCUGAUGCAUCAAUGCCCGCUUAUCAAAUUCAAAAAGAAUUAAUUCAAUCAUUAGCCAGUUUACCCAUUAAGACUGAUCAUUUAGUAUCAUCUGGUAUAGGGAAAGUAUUAGUAUUUUAUCAACGUUCUAAAAGAACAGAACCAGUAUUAAAGAAAAUUGUCGAUAGAUUAAUUGGAGAUUGGACUAGACCAAUUUUAAAUAAAUCAGAUUCGUAUAAAGAUCGUUCAAUUCAUUUUGCUGAAUAUAAUAGAAAGAAUUAUAUUAAUAAAUUAGCCAAGAAAUCAAAUAAACCUCAAGAAGUUAAAACAUUAUAUGAAGUUAAUGCUGAAAAGAGAAAGAGAGCAGCUAUACCAAGUCGUAGAACUGCUGCUUAUAAGAUUGCACCAAAAGUUGAUGCUGAAGUAUUAAGAAGAUAUGCAUCAAGAGCAUCUAAUGGUAAUGAUGAAAGAUUUAGAAGAAUUAAUAAUAAAUUAACUAAUAUGAGUACUAAAAGAAAGAUUAUUAAAAAGGGUGGUCCAUCUAUUGAAGGUAGAAAUUUACCUGGAUUUUAG